This is a messenger RNA of Aedes aegypti (yellow fever mosquito), 2106 nucleotides long. It is a transcript of the gene Fam92, whose product is annotated as protein FAM92A-B. The record is from RefSeq and is a predicted model, not a curated record. Lineage: Eukaryota; Metazoa; Arthropoda; Insecta; Diptera; Culicidae. The transcript is spliced from 4 exons. Bases 154 to 1326 code for a protein of 390 amino acids. Gene Ontology annotation, cellular component: ciliary transition zone; ciliary basal body. Gene Ontology annotation, biological process: cilium assembly.
CCAGGCAUAAACACAAUCCCCUCAAGCAUUCCUAAUAUUUGUUGCACCCUCAUAUAAAAUCUUUCGAUUUAGUAAUCAUUCUCUCAUCGCACGAACAAAACAUUUUUCUGCUUUAUAACCUGCUGUAAUAGCCGGAACACCCCCUUAAAAAGGAUGUUACGAAGCGCCAACACCGGCACCAUCCUGUGUGAGGAGCAAUCGAAAUUUAUCCUGGAUCGAAUCAGCUCCGUCGAGAAGCAUUUCAGUGAGCUUUGCGGAGCGUUCGCCGAGUUCACCCGGAAGAUUGCUCGCCUGCGGGACAAAUCGGACGAGCUGGCCCAUGUGACGCAGGAUUACUCCUCUUCGGAAAAGUACAACAAAACCCUGGCCAGUGGCCUGUCCAGUCUGUCGAAAGCCAUCACGCUAAUCGGCGAUUUUCAGGAUCUGGAAGUAAAACGCCUGGAGAACCGAAUUGUUUCCGAGCUGUCUCAGUACGAGAUUGUGUGCAAGCACUGCAAGGAGAGCGUCAAGGAUGCCAUCAUGGUGCGAGACAAGGAACUGGCCAAACGGAAACAGCUGGACCAGGCUAGGGCACGGAAUGCAAGGGGCAAAAAGACGGCCAAGGAUGCCGAGCUUAUCAAGUCCAAUCUGGAGGUAUCGAAGAGUUUGAAGGAAAUGGAGGAGAUUGUGGGCAAGUUCGAGAGACAGAAACUGAUCGAUUUCAAGAGUUUGCUGUUGGAUUUCGUGAUGAUUGAGCUGAAGUUCCACACCAAUGCGGUGGAGGUGCUGUCCGCAACGUAUCAGGACAUUUCCGAAAUCGACGAGAACAAGGAUUAUCAGGGAGUCCACAAAGAAAUCAAAAGGCAAAACAGGCAAUUUAAAAAAUUCCUCCAACAAGACGAACUAUCCGACCGAUACUUCCUGCAGCGCAUCAAAUCCCAAUCGAUGGGUGCGUUAAGUUCGAUGUUUGCGGCCACCGGCACAAACAGGAAGCACAAGAGUCUUAGUUCCAACUCGCUGAACUCUUCCCAAGAGCAAGAACCAUCGCCGGAAGCGGAAGCAACCCAUCUCACGCCGGAUCCCGUGCAGAUGCUGGCCGUGAAGCGGAAGGGCGGUCAACGUCACGGUUCAACUCUCGAUACCGCUAGGCGAUCAAUAGAAUCAUUGGAUUCCCUGAAGCGAGACCUCUCAGAGGAUUCCAAAACGAGCACCGAAGAUAGCGACGACGACAGUGACGACGACGAGAGCGAAACGGGAACAGAUUUUGACGAGCAAGCACCGCAGAAGCAACCGACAAAGGUGACCAAGGUUGAUUCAAAGUUUACCAUUAUUAAACUGAAAGAUUGAAAUUGCCAUUGAAAGGCACGAAAUAAAUGACCUACUCUAUACUCCCUUCUCGCAGACCAAGUCUCAAGAUUAUUUCGAGAAAGCCCUUAUCGAUCAAACUAACCGCAACCAGAGGACAACUUUCGUUAUUAAAUCGAUCAACGGAAUCGUUCGGAACAUGAAGCUAUGAGACAGCCCGCCAACCGGAGAGUUAUUACUGCGUGCUCUAUAUUUAAAUUUGUAUCCUUGCUUUUUGGCUUACUUCGUACCGAUUGUUUGAUUGUGUGAUCUCUUCCUCCCUUCGUUUUUUGUAUAAGGUGGAUUCAAUAAAACUAAUGGAUGAAUUUUGUCGAUAAUGCCAUGACUCCCAAUCAUACCCGCGGUGUGUCUAAAAGCUUUACUGACGAAAUAAAAUAACCAUCAAUUCUGCACUCACCAUUCGAAAGAUAUGGUAUCCAAGCAUACUCUUCGUAGAUUCUAACAUUUUCACAAGUUACAGCGAUUUGAAGAUUUCAAAACCAUUUUCAAGGGAUAUUUACAUGUUUGAUAAAAAAAAAAUCCCACACGCUAUCAUAAAUAUUAUUUAUUAAUUUAUCAUCAGGUCACAUUCAACAAUAAAAAUGUGGUAUCUAAACAUCUCCCUUGUGUUUUUGAAGACAUUCCGUUUGUGGAAUCAUUAAAUUAUCAUGGUUAUUUUGAUUCCGUCAACGAAAUGUCUUCAAUUUACAAGGAAGAUGCUAAGAUACCACAACUUUUGAAUGUGAACUUGAUGGUUUGAUUAAUUCUGAAAAAAUAAAUGAU